Messenger RNA from Varanus komodoensis (Komodo dragon), 1778 nucleotides. It is a transcript of the gene VIM, whose product is annotated as vimentin. The transcript is spliced from 9 exons. Lineage: Eukaryota; Metazoa; Chordata; Lepidosauria; Squamata; Varanidae. The record is from RefSeq and is a predicted model, not a curated record. Gene Ontology annotation, biological process: intermediate filament organization. Gene Ontology annotation, cellular component: plasma membrane; intermediate filament; cytoplasm. Gene Ontology annotation, molecular function: structural constituent of cytoskeleton. Bases 110 to 1489 code for a protein of 459 amino acids.
CUCGGCCACCGCUGCGCUCUCCAGUGCCUCUUCCUGCAGCCAAGCGCACCGGCCGCCCAAGCGCUCCAAGUCGCCGCCGCACCGACUGCGCACCCCCCGGACUACAACAAUGAGCUUCAGCAGCCGCCAGAGCUCCUCUUACCGCCGCAUGUUCGGCGGCGGCAGCCGGCCCAGCGCCUCCGGCAGCCACCGCUAUGUCACCUCCUCGAGCCGCUACUCGGUGGGCUCCGUCCGGCCGAGCAGCGUCCGCAUGGUCUCGUCGGCGCCCGGCGGGAUCUACGCCUCCAAGUCGGUGCGGUUGCGAACCAGCCUGCCUCCCAUGCGCCUGGCGGGCGACUCCGGCGUGGACUUCUCGCUGGCCGACGCCAUCAACACGGAGUUCAAGGCCAACCGCACCAACGAGAAGGCUGAGCUGCAAGAGCUCAACGACCGCUUCGCCAACUACAUCGACAAGGUGCGCUUCCUCGAGCAGCAGAACAAGAUCCUGCUGGCCGAGCUGGAGCAGCUGAAGGGGAAGGGCACCAGCCGCCUGGGCGACCUGUACGAGGAGGAGAUGCGCGAGCUCCGCCGCCAGGUGGACCAGGUCACCAACGACAAGGGCCGCGUGGAGGUGGAGAGGGACAACCUGGCCGACGACAUCGCGCGCCUGCGGGAGAAACUUCAAGAUGAGAUACUUCAGAGAGAAGAAGCUGAAAAUACUCUCCAGUCUUUCAGACAGGAUGUUGACAAUGCCUCCUUGAACCGUCUGGACCUUGAACGCAAAGUUGAGUCCCUGCAAGAAGAGAUUGCCUUCUUGAAGAAGCUUCAUGAAGAAGAAAUCCGUGAGCUUCAGGUUCAAAUCCAGGAUCAGCAUAUCCAGAUUGAUAUGGAUGUUGCCAAGCCAGAUCUUACUGCAGCUUUGCGGGAUGUGCGUCAACAGUAUGAAAGUGUUGCCGCCAAGAACCUCCAGGAAGCAGAAGAAUGGUACAAGUCCAAAUUUGCAGAUCUGUCUGAAGCAGCCACCCGGAACAAUGAUGCCUUGCGCCAAGCCAAACAAGAAGCAAAUGAAUACCGCAGGCAAAUUCAGACUCUAACCUGCGAAGUUGAUGCACUUAAAGGAACUAAUGAAUCCCUGGAACGCCAGAUGCGUGAGAUGGAGGAUAACUUUGCUGUCGAAGCUGCUAACUACCAAGACACUAUUGCCAACCUCCAAGAAGAAAUUCAGAACAUGAAGGAAGAAAUGGCUCGCCAUCUGCGCGAGUACCAAGACCUGCUGAAUGUCAAGAUGGCCCUUGAUAUUGAGAUUGCCACUUACAGGAAACUGCUGGAAGGAGAAGAGAGCAGAAUUUCAAUGCCUAUUCAGACUUUUGCUUCCAUGAAUCUGAGAGAAACAAACCUUGAGUCCAUCCCACUGGACACCCACUCAAAGAGAACACUCCUUAUCAAGACUGUUGAAACUAGAGAUGGACAAGUUAUCAACGAAACUUCUCACCAUGAUGAACUGGAGUGAAGAGAGAAUAGCACAACUUCUUGUGCAGAAAUGAACACUUACCAGCAAAACUAAAAAGAGCUUUCAAGUGCCUUUCUGCAGUUUAUCCAAAAGUACAAGAUGGAGAUGCUAGACAACUAGGUCUUAGAUCCUGAUGGUUUAGCAGAGCUUUUGAAAAGGGAGUUUAGUAAAAAAUAACAAUAUCCUGUACUGCAGUACUGUUUUUUAAGUUUCUGAAUUAAAUAAAAUUGCUUUUUUCAGCACAGUAUGAGUAACCUUUCACUACUUCAAUAAACAUUUGAGAAACUGC